UUCUUAAUUGUAACUUGCAAUGGCGUCUGUUAAAACGAACACUUCGACGAUAUUAAAUAAAGCGGUUUUGUUUCUGUUUGCUGUGCUAUUUAUUUGUUUAUUAGAAGUAAUUUUCGGCUUUUACGUGUACAAACUUGCAAAGAUAGAUUUGCGAGAGGAGUUCCGAAAGGAAGUACGUAAUGGCGUUUGCAAGACGAAGUUUAAAGAAUUACUUGACCAGGAAGAAUAUUUAAAGGAUGUUUGCAACAAAAUAGUUUUCAGCCGUAAGUGGCACUCUUCUGGUGGACACGCCAUUUCCAAAAGAGGCACGGGUUUUAAUAUUCCUAUAUUAGGUCCUGUAUUCAAUCCGAAUUUAGGUGGUCUGUUUAACAGCAACGUUCCGCAAUCUAAGCCUUGUUCACCGGGACCACCAGGUCCUCCAGGCUUUCCUGGUUCAACUGGACCAAAAGGAGCCUCGGGACCCAAAGGUGUUCCAGGAAAUGCCGGUGUCAAGGGUGAGCCCGGGUAUGAAGGUUUGCAGGGGAUGGCGGGUGAAAAGGGAAGUGUCGGAGAAAAAGGUGCAGUGGGUGAAAAAGGAGCUGUUGGCCCACCAGGAGCGCCUGGUAUACGUGGAGAAUCAGGAAAAAUGGGUGCUCCUGGUCAAAAAGGUGAACCUGGCGAUGCGGGUAAACAUGGAAGAGAGGGUGUAAAAGGAGAGCCAGGUGCUCCAGGUGCUCCGGGAAAAGAAGGCAGACCUGGAUCUCCAGGGAUACCCGGAAUUGAUGGACAGGAAGGAAAGGUUGGACCUCGAGGGGAAAAAGGCGAACAAGGCACCAAUUAUUGUUUGGAUGGGAAAUCCCAAAAAAAGAGAGAUAUUGUGGUUCCUGGUGUACCUGUACAAAAAGGACAGAAGGGUGAUGUGGGAGAUCUAAGAGCUGAGGACACUAGAUUAUACGGCAGCGAUGGGCAAUCCAUGAAUUCUAAAUGAGAAAAGCAGCAAUGACCUUUUGGAUGGGUAUAGGUUUAGAUGUAAAAUUCAAUGAUUCCUGUACAAUUGCCACAAUUGUAUUAACUCUGUCUAUUGAUGAGAAUAUAUAUUUUUAACGUC
This is a messenger RNA of Photinus pyralis (common eastern firefly), 1087 nucleotides long. Its product is annotated as collagen alpha-2(IX) chain-like. Lineage: Eukaryota; Metazoa; Arthropoda; Insecta; Coleoptera; Lampyridae. The record is from RefSeq and is a predicted model, not a curated record. The coding region runs from base 20 to 967 and encodes 315 amino acids. The transcript has 8 exons.